CACACGUCUCACGCCCCUAUCUGCUAGCAACCUCCUCGCUCCUCCCCAUCCCAUCUAUCUGCUGAAAAAAUCGCCACGCCAUCCCCGCUGCGGCGCCUGCGUCGAUGGGCUCCCCUCGGUCCUCCUCCACCAAGCACCCGCCCUCCCAUGGUCGUGGUCCAUCCUCUACCAAGCUGUUGAUUGGGAGUCCCUUGAGGCCUUACCACGACCAUGGAAUCCCUUGCCCUCGCCUGCGUCGAUGGACCCGCCCGUGACCGGACCGAGAGCAUGUUAUCGCACUCCUCGUCUUCUCCAAUCGACACACCCCACCGCUCCGACACGGGCGCAUCGACGCCGGAGCUCCCCUGCUCAGCUUCGCCGUGCUGCUCCCCUGCUCUCCCGCACGUCCUCCUCCGCCGCCGGGGACGCCUACGCCACCGCUCCCUCCUGCCUCGCGCAGCUCCCCUGGCCCCCUUGCCUGCCUCCCAAAUCUCCCCUCUUUCACCCCCAAAGUUGUUUCUUCUUCCUCCCGCUGCGUCUCCUGCUUGCGCGCUGCGGCGACACCUCCUCCUCGUUGCCCCCGACGCCGGAGGAGGCACGGGGAAAGCAGCAGUGUCUCGCGCUGCGCUUGCGCCACCUCGGGUGUGCGUGGGCCUACGCGCCGGUCGCCGGCUCGGCCGUGCGCCAGUCCGCAAAGGAGGAGGAAGGGGAUUCCGUUCGCCGCCAAGGCGUACUGGGUAUGCUCCUCGAGUCCCCGCUCUUCAGGCCCCUCCUCACCCCCCUCAUCAAGAAGCAGAACAACAUGACGCAGAUGCUGUAGCGCACGGGGAUCCCCGACCGGCCCAUGUUCUUCCCGGAGUACCCUCUCUCUGUACAAGCAAAAGCAGCUAUGAGAAACUUUUCAUUCAGUCAAGUUCUACUGAUUUUUGGUCUUCUUGAAUUUUGUAUAGUUGAGAUAGAUGUUCUACUUCUUUCAUUCAGUCAGGCUCUACUGAAACAUUUUGCAGAAACAAUGUACUGCUGAAACUGAAAAAAGGAACAGAAACAUAAAUGUUCUGCUGAAACUGAAAAAAGGAACAGAACCACACCUGAAUAAUUUAUACUCCUCCUUAAUUCUUCAAUAGAUUUAAAAAUGUUCAGACUUUGAAUGUUCACUGAAAUAGUAAAUCUUGUCUUUCCUAAAAACUGAAUCUGUAUAUUAAGUCUUUGCUAAAGAGAAAUAGUAAAUCUUAUCAUAACAAAUGCUCAUUCAGAAGUGUUCAGAAAUCUUCAGUUUUUUAUCCUGAAAUGUUCAAUUUUUUGCUCUCUAAAUUGUGUGCCUUUAUUGCUCAUUCAGUGCUCAGUACAGUAUUCAGUUUGAGUAAAAUUCAGUUCGUGUGGUGAGUUGAAGAGCAUUGCUCCCUGCCUUGCUAUGCCUAGUUAUGUUAACUACAGUAUCAUUGUCUACUUUGGGGUCUUUUGUGGUGAAAGUAUGGGUCUUUUUGUAUGGUGGCAAGAUGACUAGAUGGAUUCAAAUAAAUCUAGCUAAUUCAAAUAAUUCCAAGGAAUACCCAGAAUGCAGUGUACUCUGCUGGAGCUUCUUUAGCCUAUCUUGAGCUUGAGCUUGGGAGCUAUCUUGAACUUGCGAGUAUAUUUGUACGUUUGCUCACAAUGGUGUAUUGAAAAUUGCAAGUUAUAUAGUGUUAGUGUUUUGUAAAUUCAGACUAGAUUUGAGCAAGAUAAACUUUACUGUUAUGAUUGAUAAAGAAAACUUUAGUGUUAUUUAGAUUCAGAGCAAGUAAAGGAAAAUUUAAUAAAAGUUAGUCUUGAGGAAUCUGGUGGAAUCAUAUUACUUGUUUCCAAAAUAAAUUGAUUGAUUGUGCACUGAAAAUUGAUUGAUUAUUUUAGCAAAUUUAGAUAUGUUUAUUUGUUGUUAGAAGAAUCUUUGACUAGUUACAAGACAUAUUCCUGAUCUGUUAUUUUUUUAACUUUGCAAAUAAUCUAUUUCAUUCAAACUACAGCUGUGCAACAAUGAAGCAUAUAAUCUACUGCAGUUUGAUCUACUGCAAAUUACCGAAUCAAUUGACAGCUACUCCUGGUUAUCAAUUUGAUCUUCAUUUGCAUAAACCUGGUUGGUGCUCGCACUAUUUCCUGAAAAUAGACCAUUAUUUACUGAAGAUAAACCUGGUUGACCUUCAUUUGCAUAAACAUGGUUUGUGCUCGCACUAUUUACUGAAAUAAACCAUUAUUUACUGAAGAUAAACCUGGUUGAUCUUCAUUUUCAUAAACCUGGUUGAGUAUUACAGAGCAAUUGACAGCAAUUUGAUCUGAUUAGAAUUCAGAUAGCAAAAGUUAACUGAACUUCUUUAUUUGUAACAUUUAUUCAGAGGACAUGAUCAAUUGUGUUUCAAAUUACAGAGCAAGCAAGGUCCGGCACUGGAGAUGAAAAAGCAAGGAGCCUUGUACUUCUUUCUUCUCACCGACAGCAGCACGAGCAGGGAACCUCCGGCGACAGCACACGAGCAGGGGACCACUAUUAAAGGAGGAUCGAACGUCGUGAUGGUUUGACCUCCUCUGGAUGGUUCGACCUCGAUCCCGCACCGAGGAAAUCGCUAGAAAAACAAUCCACCUGCACGCCUUGUUCGCUAGCUACUGCUCCAUCUCGUGCGAUACACGCGGAAAAAACCCAGAGAACAAACGAACCGGUUCAAUGAACCUCUACCCCACGAUCUGGUAACCCGCACAACAUGGCAUGCGAAAAGCAACGACCAGGCACACACGUCUCACGCCCCUAUCUGCUAGCAACCUCCUCGCUCCUCCCCAUCCCAUCUAUCUGCUGAAAAAAUCGCCACGCCAUCCACGCCGCUCACGAUCCCCGCUGCGGCGCCUGCGUCGAUGGGCUCCCCUCGGUCCUCCUCCUCCAAGCACCCGCCCUCCCAUGGUCGUGGUCCAUCCUCUACCAAGCUGUUGAUUGGGAGUCCCUUGAGGCCUUACCACGACCAUGGAAUCCCUUGCCCUCGCCUGCGUCGAUGGACCCGCCCGUGACCGGACCGAGAGCAUGUUAUCGCACUCCUCGUCUUCUCCAAUCGACACACCCCACCGCUCCGACACGGGCGCAUCGACGCCGGAGCUCCCCUGCUCAGCUUUGCCGUGCUGCUCCCCUGCUCUCCCGCACGUCCUCCUCCGCCGCCGGGGACGCCUACGCCACCGCUCCCUCCUGCCUCGGGCAGCUCCCCUGGCCCCCUUGCCUGCCUCCCAAAUCUCCCCUCUUUCACCCCCAAAGUUGUUUCUUCUUCCUCCCGCUGCGUCUCCUGCUUGCGCGCUGCGGCGACACCUCCUCCUCGUUGCCCCCGACGCCGGAGGAGGCACGGGGAAAGCAGCAGUGUCUCGCGCUGCGCUUGCGCCACCUCGGGUGUGCGUGGGCCUACGCGCCGGUCGCCGGCUCGGCCGUGCGCCAGUCCGCAAAGGAGGAGGAAGGGGAUUCCGUUCGCCGCCAAGGCGUACUGGGUAUGCUCCUCGAGUCCCCGCUCUUCAGGCCCCUCCUCACCCCCCUCAUCAAGAAGCAGAACAACAUGACGCAGAUGCUGUAGCGCACGGGGAUCCCCGACCGGCCCAUGUUCUUCCCGGAGUACCCUCUCUCUGUACAAGCAAAAGCAGCUAUGAGAAACUUUUCAUUCACUGUGCAACAAUGAAGCAUAUAAUCUACUGCAGUUUGAUCUACUGCAAAUUACCGAAUCAAUUGACAGCUACUCCUGGUUAUCAAUUUGAUCUUCAUUUGCAUAAACCUGAGCAAGCAAGGUCCGGCACUGGAGAUGAAAAAGCAAGGAGCCUUGUACUUCUUUCUUCUCACCGACAGCAGCACGAGCAGGGGACCUCCGGGUGGCAACACGAGCAGGGGACCAGUAGCAACUUGCAGAGGAGCAGGGGAAAGAGCUCGAGCUUGAGGUCCAGGCGCGGCCGGAACUCGCGGUCGAGGCGCUCGACACCCAGGCGCGCGCAGGUCCUGGCCGGCGGCGGCGCAGAUCCUGGUGGAGGGAGGGGAUAUCGGCCGCGCAGGCCUGGCGGCGGUCCAGGUCCUGGGUGGCGGCGGAGCACGUCCCGCGCAGCGGCGGAGCAAGCAAUUGGGUGGCCCAGGUCCUGGGCGGCGGAGGACCACGUACUUGGCGGCGGCGGAGCAAGCAAUUGGGCGGCGCAGGACCUGGGCGUCGGAGGAGCACGUCCUGGGCGGCGGCGGAGCAAGCAAUUGGGCGGCGCAGGUCCUGGGAGGCGGAGGAGCAAGCCCUGGGCGGCGCCGGCGUAGGUCCCCGACGGCGACUUGCCCUGGCGACGCGCGCGGGCGACAGACAGAGGAAGAAGGAAGGAAACGGCGACCUGUUUGUAAUAGAUUUUAAGCUACGAGGGCGUUUUUGCAAAAUUCACAGUACACUAAGCUGUGGACAACUUUUUCCGGACGGAGGGAGUAGGAGCAACAUUAACACACUUCACAAGAACUAGAUAGACAGUGUACUUGUAGUACCAUAUGCUGCGAUAACGAAUACUGCCAGAUAUUCAGUCUGUUUACACAUUAACAUGACACCUUGUGUUCAGUGGCGUCACUAUU
Triticum dicoccoides is the source of this 4558-nucleotide messenger RNA. RefSeq lists its product as uncharacterized. Lineage: Eukaryota; Viridiplantae; Streptophyta; Magnoliopsida; Poales; Poaceae. The transcript has 5 exons. The record is from RefSeq and is a predicted model, not a curated record. Bases 2960 to 4258 code for a protein of 432 amino acids.